Messenger RNA from Tyto alba (common barn owl), 7246 nucleotides. It is a transcript of the gene NUDCD1, whose product is annotated as NudC domain containing 1. The coding region runs from base 85 to 1845 and encodes 586 amino acids. NCBI's taxonomy places the organism in Eukaryota, Metazoa, Chordata, Aves, Strigiformes, Tytonidae. The transcript is spliced from 10 exons. The record is from RefSeq and is a predicted model, not a curated record.
GCUUCCCGUGACGCUCGGCGGCCGCUCCCGCGCGUCGCCCGAGGGGCCGCCGCCGCUCCCGCAGGUCUUCCCCGGAGCCGCGGCAUGGCGGGCGCCGCCCACUGCUCCCUGCGGGCCAAGCGCCUGCUGCUGGACCCCAAGUUCGAGGGCUACAAGCUGUCCCUGGAGCCGCUGGCCUGCUACCAGCUGGGGCUCGACGCGGCUGUAGCAGAAGUGAAACUUCGUGAUGAUCAGUACACCCUUGACCACAUGCGUGCUUUUGGCAUGUAUAAUUAUCUUCACCUUGAUUCCUGGUACCAGGAUAAUGUCUACUAUAUUGAUCAGUUUGGAAGGGUUAUGAAUCUGUCAGUGACUCUGGACACUGCUCUACAAAAACCAAGGGAAGUUUUCAGGCUACCUACAGACUUGACAGCUUAUGAUAAUCGUCUUUGUGCCUCCGUACAUUUCUCAUCUUCCACAUGGGUUACCCUUUCUGAUGGCACAGGAAGACUGUAUCUAAUUAAAUCAGGCAAGCGUGGAAGCAGUGCAUCUGAAAAGUGGGAGAUUGUAUUUAAUGAAGAACUAGGAAGCCCAUUUAUUAUAACACACAGUGUUUCAUUUGUAAAAUCUGAUAUGCAUUCAGUAGCUGUGCUGUUGCUUAGGGUAGAAAAAGAUGAAUUGGACACAAAAGGAAGUGGAUUUCAUAUUACCUUGGAAUGGGUUACAGUUGCAGAAAUAAGCAAAGAGGGUGAUCGUAGAUAUGAAGUCUUUAAAAGGAGAGUUUUACAAGGAAAAUCAGUCCCCCAUUAUGCAGCAAUAGAGCCAAGUGGGGAUGGCCUAAUGAUUGUUUCCUACAAACCAUUCAAAUUUAUUCAAGAUGAAGAUGACAAAUUAGAAGAAAAUAACAAUACAGAAGCAACAAAUGAAAAGAAAGACCCUCUCUAUUACUGGCAGCAGACUGAAGAUGAUGUGACAAUAACAGUUCACAUUCCUCAAGACAUCACUAAGGAUGACAUAAAAGUACGCUUUUCCCCUGAUAACAUAUGUGUUACACUGAAAGACCAGCCUCCUUUGAUGGAAGGAAAACUCUAUUCAUCUGUGGACCAUGAAAGCUGCACAUGGAUAAUUAGAGACAACAAAAGUUUGGAAGUUUCUCUAAUUAAGAAAAAUGAGGGACCCCGUUGGCCAGAGCUAAUAAUUGGUGACACACGAGGGGAAUUCAUUAUGGACCCUUCUCAAUGCUCUGAAAUAAAUGAAAGCCUGAUGCAUCUUACCUCUGAAAUAAUGAAUCCAGACCCUGAAAAGGAAAACCCACCUUGUAAUGCUCAAGAAUUAGAAGAAUGCGAUGCAUUUCUUGAAGAUAGUGCAAGCUUGUGCAGAUUUGAUGGUGAUACCUUGAAGGUCACUCAUGUAAUUAAUCUUGGAAGCAACCAGUAUCUUUUCUCAGUUGUUGUGGAUCCCAGAGAAAUGCCAUGCUUCUGCCUGAGGCAUGAUGUCGAUGCUCUUCUCUGGCAGCCGCACUCUGACCAACCAGAGAACAUGUGGGAACACAUUGCAACUUUUAACGCUUUAGGUUAUGUCCAGGCAUCAAAGCAAGACAAGAAGUUCAUGGCUUGUGCUCCAGAUUACUCCUAUGCUGCUCUUUGUGAGUGCUUGCGACGAGUUUUCAUCUAUCGUCAGCCAACUCCCCUGUCCACAGUUCUCUAUAACAGGAAGGAAGGAAGACAAGUAGGACAGGUUGCUAAGCAGCUAGUAGCAACCCUGGAAGCCAAUGAUCCUAUCUUAGGCUUUCAAGCUACAACUGAGAGAUUAUUUGUUCUCACAACAAAAACCUUGUUUUUAAUAAAGGUGAACUCUGGAAAUUAAUUAUUCAGUAUAUUCUGCUGUAGUUUGCGUUAGCAUUUUGUUAAAGACCUGGCUAGGUAAAUGAUCUGAGAAGUUCAGUACAAUUUGCUGAAGUUUAAAAGGAGAUAUUUUACAGGGGAAUCAAAACUUUUCAUUAGACUUUGUUUGUAAGAUAGUGAGAAAGUUUUUCAACUUUGCUGUCACUGAAGUAGACUUCUACAGAGCUAUGGGAAAAUCUCUUCUGCACUAACAGCUUUCUCAAAGCAAUUGUCAGAGGCUGCUAUUGCAUAGGUGAAUAGAUUUAUGCUUUUUUUUUUUUUUUCCAAAUGACUGUUUGCCAUACUUCCGAGUUUUGAGAAUUCACUUCUGUUUUUAAAUGCUGCUGUUCACCUAUGAAAGUAGUCAGAUAAAGAAAAUAAAGCCUUGAGUUACAAGCAUAUGAUGUGCAAAGUAGUGUGUAUCAUAAAGAAAAAAAAAAUCCCGAAUUCAAAUAUUCAAAUGAUUUAAUAUUUAAAUAUCAAGUAGUACUGAGUGAAAUGUGAAUGGAAUGAACAGAGUAUUAUGUUUCUUAUACAGGUAAUUAAUUCAAGUAAAACAAUUCUGUAGUAUAUGCGGAUUUUAGAUUACUGAUUUGGGACUUACUCAUGCUUGCAGUGAAAUCUGUUCACAUUUUAAGAGACACUAGAUAGCUCUUAGUAGCUUUUUCCUGAAGCAAAGUAAGGUUCAAUAUAUAGCUGGUGAUUGCAUAUUGAAUGGCAUUAGUCAAGGUCUGGUUGCAUUCUCAUUUGUGUCAUUUUCAUUACAUUGUACUUCAUCUCAGGUGACUUAAUUUACCAUUAGAAAAUGGCUCAGAAAAAGCACCUGUAUUGUAACCUGAGAUGGGAAACUCAGAUGUGCUACUUCUGCCUCAGAUACCCCUGUAAAUACUGUGUUAUCAGUCAACCAUUCUGUCUGUGAUGCACAAGUCCACACGUGGUGUAUUUGCAAGAUAAGGGUACACAGGCCAUGAGGAUGCUUCAGUUAAACAAACUGGCAUGGUUAAUUUUAUUGAAUAGUUGUAUCUGAAGAUUUUUGUUUCUUAUUUUAAAUUGACAUUGUCAAUACAGUUAAACGAAAAAAGGGUCAGUUGUGACAACUUCACGCUGGCUGGUUUUUUUGUUUCUUAGUUUGCUUACAUCACCAUAGCAAAGAAUGCCUAAUGUAUUGUAUACCUGCAGGAAAGCCACUGCGAUCUGUGGUACCAAGCAACUGAGACAGACACGAAUACAAGUGGCCUAACAGUUUGCAUCUCUUCCUCUGAUUCAGACCUUUGUAAGAAUCUAUUAAGAGGAAAAUAAGUGUUCCUUUUUUAUGGACUAACACUUAUUUGUUGUGAUUGUUUUGACCCUUCUGUAAAUUCUCCAGAUUAGUAUCAGUGAAAUGAUUAAAUAAUAUAGUGAGAAUUUAAGAGGGAGACAAGCAGCUGUAGUUUGCAAAAACCCUCAAAUGCAGGAGCUUUUCAAGGACUGUGAUUUUCCUUCUCCUUACAGCAGUUAUUAUAUUGUAUAUCCAAUACUGAAAAGUUUUUUUUACCUGGGUAAGUUAAAACAGACUUGGUUUAUAAACCUUUACUUCUCAUUUUGUUUUUUUUUUUUUAAAUCUGUCUUGAAAAUGCUUUUUAAAAAGGCUCAAUGAAUGUAUUACUGUUUCAUGACCGAUUUGCAUCUAAAUUUUCAUUGUUGGGCAAUAAUGUCAAACAAGGUGGUAGAAUUCAUGCAGAGGUCCUUUAGAAAAGAUUUUAUGUAGUUGAUUACUUUGCAACAUAAAGUGCUUUGAGAUUUAUAUGAAUAUUAAAUAGUAACCUGAGAUUUAAUCAUUGGGAACAGAGUUAAGAACACAUGAAAUUUGAGGAAUGGAGGAAUUAAGGAGUGAAGGAUUCAUGGCCGACAUGCUUUUGUCACCUCAGGUGUAGUGGGUUAGAUAUCUGGAAACAUACUUCUGCUGUCUCCUGCAACAGAGAAGAGAAAGUCAAGUAAAAUGGUUACCUCUUCAGAAGCUGUAUGGCAGUAUGUAAUGACUAAAACUCACGUUCUGCUCAAGUGUGUGUCUGUUUGAAGAGAGUUCUUUGCUCCUGGGAACAACUGGACGUGGGGAAGAUGUUCAUCUAUUUUCCAUGUUAAUCAUCUAUUUGCAGUCAUGGUGUUCUCAGAAGGGAUAUGUGGAUAGUCUUUAUUAUUUUGCUUUCUAUGAGAGUUAAGGACAUUAUAUUAUUUAAAUGAUUUGUUGCCUUGAGGAUCUCUGCGUGCUGUUGCACAGCAAGCUACUAUAAUUAAAUGGCUGCAAGCCACAGGGAGGCAUUUCCUAUCAGCAUUUCCAUUUCUGUGUUCACUUAAUUUUAAGGCUUAUUUGUUCAGUGUAUUAGUGUAGGCUUCUACAAAGUAUAUAAUGCGGAUAUUUAAAAGAGGUGGUUUUCUGAGAACCAUACUUCAAUUUUUCUAGGAUUUUAUUUCUUGAAAUCUUACAUUUUAAGAAACAGUACUUCCUGAGAUGUCCCAAUUACAAUCUAUUUACAGAAUUUCUGAGAAAAUGUUUGGCUGUUACAGACUUGCAUUAUUUAUCUCUAAUAUUCUUUCUCGGUGUUUUCCUUGGCUGCAUAUUUGGAAUGUAUCUUCUACAGGUUUAAAUAAAUGAAAAAAACAAAACAAAACAAAACAUUAGAUUUAUUAAUAAAGGGUUUUUUAAAUUAUUUUAAAGGAUUUCUGUUGAUUUCAAAUGUGCAUCCUUCCUAUGCUACUGAAACAAAACAGAAAAGUAGAAAAAAGAAAUUCCUUAAAAUAAGACUUGUUAUGUUAAGGAGCUUUCUAUUAGGGCAAGGUUCUGAUGGGUGUCUGCACUGCAAGGUCACAUCUGUUGCCAAGACAUGCACUAUUGUACUCCUUGUUCAUUACUGUGAAAACCUCUGUAGUCUUUUUCAUUUCCCAUAUCUGGCAACAUACACAUUUAUGGAGGUGGUUACUGGGCAGGGGGGUGAUAAGUAUUCAGGUUUAUUAUUGUGUUAAAGUGCACGUUGCAUCCUCUCAUCUUGUGUCUUUGUUGUGUACAAAACCCAGAUGAUCUGGACAAACCCUUCCAGAUGGAAGGAGGGAGAUCUGCACUUCCUUCCUCUUCCCCUGCCUCAACCCAGGGGUGCUUUUUUGCAGGCGGGUGAAGGGAAAGAGGAAGGAUUUAGUCUGUAUGUAUGUCCUCUGUGAAAAAAUGGCUCUUCAUUAAUGAAACAUCAAACCCUGCGAGAAUAACAUAUAAGGUUGAAGCUUGUAUUUUAUUUUGGUUUGCUGUGCUUUGUUUCAAUAAUGGGCAUUAUUACCACCAUCACUUUUGAAAUUCCUUGCCUUCUGCCAAUUUAUAUUUUCUGUUAUCAUUAUGCAGAUUAGAUGAACUUGAAGCCUGCAGUCAGUCACACAUUACUAUGUAAUAAGAAGUUUUAAAGUUUUGUACUGCCAGUCCUAUGUGCCAUUUGUAAGAGCUUUCUGGAAAUCUGAUGAGAUUUGUUUCCCCCCCCCUCGCCAUGCAAUGCAUUUGCAUUUGUGCUAUGGAUAAAGAUGAGCAUGGUCAAAAGACAACUUAGCUGCAGUCUUUCAGGUAGAAGAACCAAGUAUCAACCAAGCCUUUGGGUCAAGACUAUUGCAAUAAUUUCAGACUCAAGGUUUAGUACUAUUUUGCUUGGAGAAUUAUUUGCUAGAGUAAUUUUUUUUUUUCCCUUAAAAAAGUUUUAAGCUACUUCUGAAAAUUUAAUUUCUUUUAACAAAAAUAUUUACUCUGAUGUAGUAGCUGGGUAGCAAUUAAAAUACAAUGAUAGAUAUAAUUAACAAGUUCAGAUGUAGACUUGGAAAAUACUUACCAUAAUCUUUACUAAUCUGAUGCUCUAGGCAAAAUAUCCUGUAUAAAUUUAUUCCAGUGUGGCUUUGCAAUCUAAUUAAAUUGGUACUUGCAAGGAAUUGUCAAGAAACUCAAUUUUAAAAGAUUAAUAAUUUUAGUGUGUCUCUUUUUAUUAUGAUAUGAUGAAUAUACAUUAUCCACUAGUUUUUCUUAAUGUAUUAGUUGUGUUCUGAAUGUACAGGGGUUAUGUGUGUAUAUAUAUUUGUAUUUUCAUCUAAAUCUAUGUAUGCAUGCACAUGAAUGUAUUCAUACUGUCUUAAAGUAUUGGGGAAGGUGGAGUGGAUUCCAGGGAUGAGAAUCUUUUAACAUUAAUGACAGCAACACAUAGAUUCUUCAUUAACCUCUUUGAGAGUCUGUUGUGAAGCCAGCAGUCUGACCUUAAGUAUAAAUAUUUUGCUGUGUGCUAAAACAUGGAUUUACUCUUGGGAAUAAGUUCUUGAAUGUGGAGAAAUCCUGAGUAUUAAUUCAAAGGCCCCUUGGAAACUGUAUUAUGUGUUUGUUUUAUGUUUUUUGCUGCUUAUGUUUUCCUGUGCAUGUUGUUGUCCCACAUCAAAAUGCAAACGCAUGUAAGUCUGAUAUAAAUGUGCUGUAAUGUCAUGAUAACUUAUUUAAGUGAAAACAUCAGUUAUGAAUCCUGUAGAGUUUUUCCUCUGCUAAGGAUAUAUGAUAUCUCAGUAUUGCAUUAAACCCAAACUUAAACAGCUCAGAGGCCAGGUAUUGAGCAGAUGCCUCAAGUUGGAAGAAAUGAUGAAGGGAGUAAUAAGCAUUUACUUCUAUCAAAAUAAGUGAGGUUUAGUGGGAAAAGAAAUGAGAUCCACUGGCUACUAAUUUAGUCACUUUAUCACUGAAAUUGCUGCUGAUUGGCGUUUAAUGAUUUUUCUCUUUGAAGCUGUUCAUCCUCCCUGUUCCAUGUGUCCCCUCUAAUAAAUAUAGAGUACCUUAUGGUAAUUUAAUGUUGAACAAUUUACUGGAAUUUCUUAAAUAACUGAAUUAGAUUUGCACAUGGGAUAUCCAAAAUGUGGGCAUGAAAUACAAGAUGGAUACAUCUAGUCAUAAAGAGACAGGGAACACUGGCUCUUGAUUUGAUCAAGAGCUGAUGACCAUCUAAACAGAAAAAAAUUCCUGAUACUAUGAAAAUAUUUUCAUAAAUUGCAGUGUGAUUCUAAAAAGAGUGAAAACAUUGGAACCUGUGCAAAAUAAACUUGCUUAGGCAAGAUAAAAUGUACAGAGGUUACCCUUUAAAAUCUAGAAUUAUAUGCAGUACUCCAUUCAAAGCAGUUGAAUUGAUCAGAAAGAGAACGUGUGUGAUCAAGACUUCUCUGUUCCCAUUUUAUGUGCAUUUGGCAAGGUAAGUCAUCAGAAGAAGUGCCUGGAUGCUGGUGUGAUCUGUGUUAUUUCUUUUGUGCUGUUUCUUGCCUGAAAUAGCUCAGGUGCUUACUGCUGUCUGAAAAAUUCACAAGUAUAAUAACUAACAAGAUUUUUAAAUAAAAAGCAUUGGUUGCUGUUA